AUGAUGGACCCUCCCCAGAAAACCCAGACCAACCUCUUUGAUGUCUACCUGCGACUGCGGCCACCUCAAGCAGGCAAUGCCAACGCUGAGAAAUUCUUGCUAGUUGAGGAGCCCGAGCAAGACAAUGCGCCAACCCACAUCACCCUCAACCCGCCUAACGAUCGGAGGCGCGCUAUUGAGAAAUUUGCUUUCACCCGCGUUUUCGAGGAGGAUGCCACUCAACUCGACCUUUUCCAUGGUACAAAAGUCCUUCCUCUGGUAGAAGGUGCGCUUGCUCCUCACGGUGGGGAUGGCACAGAUGGCUUGCUAGCCACUCUUGGGAUGACGGGUUCAGGCAAGACACAUACAAUGCUCGGAUGUCGUAGCCAACGCGGCUUAACCCAGCUGGCCCUUGACGUGGUGUUUCGCUCCAUCCAGUCGAACAUCGUAGACUAUGAGUCGACGCCCGCCCUAGAAUCCAGCAUCCGGUCUUCAGAUGCCUCCGAGGCAAACAUACAUCCGGCCUCAGCUUUCCUCGAGUCUAUAUUCGGAGACGUGACGGCCCCCUCGCGUGCCGGUUCAAGAGCAACUACCCCAAUGAUUGUAGGACCCUCCCGUACCAACUUAACCCCCCAAUUACCUGGAAAGUUUCCGGGAAGUAUUCGGCUAGUUUGCCAGGAAGACGACUUAACGCGCAUAACCGUACUAUCCACACCUCCAGCCCAGAGACGAAUGAAGAAGCAGAACGAGACAUCGGUUCCCCAGACGCCAGUAGCAUCACAAAGGUCAAAGUUGACCAACAACGCAUCUUCCCCAACGAAGCACUACAUGGUGCCCACAUCUACUGCAAAAAGUAAAACGUUGACUAAACCAUCUUGUUUGAAGGGCGAUUAUCUUCCACCGGCGACCCCAAAACGUCCGUUACAGCGACCCUCUGUCCUACCUCAGAUGCCAGACAUAAGCUCUGUGCGAGCAUCUUGCGAUCCAUCUGCAGAAUACGCCAUCGUUAUCUCGAUGUAUGAGGUUUACAACGACCGCAUCUUCGAUCUACUGACACCCCCGAUCAAAUCAAACGCCACCAAGGAGUACCGCCGGAGGGCACUAUUAUUCAAAUGCACUGAGACAUCUCCUGACCGUAAAGUUGUAGCAGGGCUGCGUAAAAUCGUGUGUAGCACGCUUCACGAGGCUUUGAUGGUACUCGAGGCAGGGUUGCACGAGAGAAGAGUGGCCGGAACUGGCAGCAACAGUGUGUCAUCUCGAAGCCAUGGCUUUUUCAGCAUUGAGAUCAAGAAAAGACGGCGUGGCCGUAUGAACGGCCCAUGGGGCACAAGCACUUUGAGCAUCGUUGACUUGGCAGGCAGUGAGCGCGCCAGAGACGCCAAAACCCAGGGCGCAACAUUGGCCGAAGGAGGCAAAAUCAAUGAGAGUUUGAUGUACCUUGGACAAUGUCUGCAAAUGCAGGCUGAUUUGAACAACAACAACAACUCGAAGCCAAACCUCAGACUAUUCCGACAGUGCAAGUUGACUGAGCUGUUGUUCACGAACUCGUUUCCCUCUUCGCACUCAGCCGCUCACCGGCGUGCCCCGCAAAAGGGAGUGAUGAUCGUGACCGCCGACCCCUUCGGCGAUUUCAACGCGACAUCCCAGAUCUUACGGUACAGCGCAUUAGCACGCGAAGUCACAGUACCGCGUAUCCCUUCAAUAACCUCCACAAUCCUAUCCGGUAACAACACCAGCCACUUCCACCACCCCGAGCCCAGCACAUUAUCCAGCAGCCCCAACAUCUCGCCAGUCCUCCAGCACCGGCCCCUCUACCACCCGCCGUCCGGCACCCACAGCCGGACCUUCUCGCCCGCCUCCGACACGGAGCGCGGCACCAUGGAAAACGCCGCGCUCGAAAUCGCGCGGAUGGCCGACAUGAUCGACCAGCUGAACGCGGAGCUCGCGCGCGAAUCCGAGGCCCGGAUGGCGGCCGAGGCGCACCUGAUGACGAUGGAGGACCGCAUCGUGGACCUCGAGCAAGAGAUCCGCGAGGAGUGCUACGCCGACUUCGAGCAGCGGCUCGCGAUGGAGAUGAACAGAUGGAAGGCCUCGCUGUCGCUCGAGCAGGAGCGCGGCGAGGCGCACUGGGACCGCAAAGCGGAGGUCCUGGCGCGCAGCGUCGGGGUCGUCGUCACGGCCCCCAGCGACGAAGACGACGUCGAGAACGAAGAUAAAGAGAACGUCCUCAUCGAGAACCUCGAGCAGGAGAACGAGCGUCUGAGGCGCGAGGUGGCGAUCUUGAAGCGCGAGCUGACGAGCAGGACGCCUAGCAGGCGCGCGCCGCUCCAGGAACGGGGCGAUCUGCCUAGUUCCAAGGGCGAUGUGGCUGGUCUGGGGGGCAAGAUGGAGCAGUUGAGGGUCAGCAAUGGGAGUCCGACGAAGAAGGUCCGCAAAAUAACGGGUAAGAAAUGGGAGAGUGUCCCCGCGGAUGACGACAUGUUCGGAUGA
Xylaria bambusicola is the source of this 2469-nucleotide messenger RNA. RefSeq names its product P-loop containing nucleoside triphosphate hydrolase protein. The coding region runs from base 1 to 2469 and encodes 822 amino acids. Gene Ontology annotation, biological process: microtubule-based movement. Gene Ontology annotation, cellular component: nucleus; kinesin complex; microtubule. The record is from RefSeq and is a predicted model, not a curated record. Lineage: Eukaryota; Fungi; Ascomycota; Sordariomycetes; Xylariales; Xylariaceae. The transcript has 3 exons. Gene Ontology annotation, molecular function: ATP hydrolysis activity; ATP binding; microtubule motor activity.